This is a messenger RNA of Cuscuta europaea, 1324 nucleotides long. NCBI's taxonomy places the organism in Eukaryota, Viridiplantae, Streptophyta, Magnoliopsida, Solanales, Convolvulaceae. The record is from the annotation of a GenBank genome assembly.
GAUUAUCAUUUUAAAUGAAAUCCCAACCCAUUCGUCGCUUAGUAGAGAGUAGAGACGACUUAUAUUUGCUGAUGCUCUCCUUCACGCUCGACGCCGCCAACCUGGAUCCGCCGCCCUUGUCUACGCUGCCCUGAGCCGACUUCGUCUCCAUCUUCGACCACCAUAGCCGUCCCCCGCCUACCCCCACGCCGUCGUCAUCCACCAAUUUCUAUUUCUCCUCUUUUCUGUCCGUGCGAUGGGGAGGGGAUGAGAGUCGAACAGCCUUCGCCGUCAUCGACAAAACCUUAAUAACAGAUUGAAUUGGAGAUACCAGAUGGAGAUUAUCGUCGACGAGUGUCGAUUGCUUGGUUUUUGGAUCGGGACUAUGGCGGUGCAAAAAUUAGGGUUUGCCUGGUGAGGAAAGGGGUGCUACGGGUUCAGGGGAAUACUGGAAGGGGUGGUGGAAGUGCAGAUGAAGGGAUUGAAGCGGUUGAAGUGAAGAGGAAGUUAUUGAGGGUGCGUGGUUGGGCUUGUGCAUUAGCGACGGGGUUCAGGGCAGCGACAUCGUCACAGGUGGGGCUCAAUAGGAACUGGUGCUGAGGCUGGGGAAAGGGUUGGGGCUGGGGAGGUGGCUGCAUCGGGACUGGGGCUAGUGUGGGGCUGGGGAAGACUGGUGGGGUAUGGGAAGGGUUCUAAGUGGGGCUGGGUAGCGGCAUGUGCAGGACGACGACAACAGUGACUGGCGGUGCGGUGGUGAUCACUGAACGGAUGGGGGGAGGGGGUACUAUACUGAUCGAGGUGGUUACUGGAUGUGCCGGAGCAAGUCACUGGCCGGAGCAAGGUGCUCUCUAUGGCCAGAGCGAGUCACUGAAAGAUGGUCACCUGGUCACAAUGACAGGAGCAAAUCACUAGACGGAGCAAGGUGGUCACUAUGGCCGGAGCGAGUCACUGAGCGGUGGUCAUUAUGGCUGGAGCGAGUCACUGAGCGGUGGGCACUAGGGCCGGAGCAAGUCACUGGGCAGUUGUGCAACAAGACAGCUGGUGGCGUCGAUGGUGACAGUGGCGUUUGUUGUGGACAUCUAGAGAAACUCUUUCUUGUUUUUAGCAUUAAAACUCAUUAACAUCUUUUUUAGUCAUACCUUGUUUUUCUAUUGUUUCGUUGGUGUGUAACGGAUGUUUAGUCAUUUUUUUGGACUUUUGAAACUCUACUCACUUUUUUGGUAAUCCGUAUAUAAAUAGUAAUAUUUAAAUAAAAAGAUCCAGAUAUAAUCAUUUAAAGAGAAUACUUCUAAUCAAGUAGCUUACAUUUAUUUAUUACAUGUGUGUGUGUUCACGAGUAAAUACG